This is a messenger RNA of Pelobates fuscus (common spadefoot toad), 2947 nucleotides long. RefSeq names its product lysine rich nucleolar protein 1 (gene KNOP1). The transcript is spliced from 5 exons. Bases 43 to 2181 code for a protein of 712 amino acids. NCBI's taxonomy places the organism in Eukaryota, Metazoa, Chordata, Amphibia, Anura, Pelobatidae. The record is from RefSeq and is a predicted model, not a curated record.
GCAACACGUGGGAGCCAGAGAAGCUAGAAGUGCUGGAGAACAAUGGCUAAGGGGAACCCAGUUGCAACCAAAAAAAGGAAAAAGAACAUUGUAACCGAAGAACCUGAUGACUGCCUACCUGUACAAAUUGUCCCCAAAAAGAAGAAAAAGAUUCCUGACGAUGGUAGUGUUACACAUGAGGCAGAAUCUUCCCAAAAAGGGAAAAAGAACAUUGUGACAGAGGUAAAACAACCCCAAGCAAAAAAUAAGAAAAAGAAAAACGUGGCAGAGGAAAUCAUUGAUAAAAAUGAAAUCUUAACCAAAAAUAAGAAAAAGAAACCAGUGGCAGAAAACAUUGAUGUUUCUUCACCUGUGAGCGAGAGUAACAGGAUUGUCCCCCCUAAAAAGAACAAAACUAAAAUGGUAGUUGAGGAACAUGUUGUUCCUUCACUUGAGUCGAAAACUAACAAAAUUUGUCCAAAAAAGAAGAAGAAAGAAAAUAAAAUAAUGGAAGAAGAGCAAAUAAUUCCUCCACUUGUGACAAUAGAAAAUGAAAGCAUCGUGAAGAAGAAAAAGAGGAAAAUUAUUUCAGAGGAAAUUGUUGUUUUGCCUGAAACAAGUGAUAUUGUUCCAAAAAAGAAGAAAAAGAAAAUAACAUCCAAGGAACGCGCUGUUUCUCCCCUUGUGCUUGAAACGAAUGAGAUUGUCACCAAAAAGAAGAAAAAGAAAAAAACGUCCGAGGAAUGUGCAGUGUCAUCUCUGGUGCUUGAAACAAAUGAGAUUGUUACCAAAAAGAAGAAAAAGAAAAUGAUGUCCGACGAAUGUGCCGUUUCAUCCCUUGUGCCUGAAACUAAUGAGAUUGUCACCAAAAAGAAGAAAAAGAAAAUAUUGGCUGAAGAAGCCAACCGUUCUUCACUAGAGGCCAAACAUGUUGCAAUGAAAAAGACUGACGCAUUGAAUGAUCCAGAACAAGGUGCCACCGAAAUGAAGUCUACCAGUAAAAUGACAGAUAAUAAUGUUCUAAAAAAGAAAAAGAAGUUGAAAAAAGAUUCUAAAUCUAAUCAGGAUAAUGACCUUAUCACAAGUGAGGUAGCAGUAAAUAUGCCAGGUUUGAAAAAGAAAAAUAUUUCUGGGGGCAUUGAACUUUCAGAGGUACCUGUUAUUCAGCCAAACACUGAUAUGUCAGGAUCCACUAAAAAAAAGAAGAGAAAGACGAAAGGGAAUUCUUUACUUACAGAAGAUAUUGUAGCAAUUGAUGAAUGUGUUAACGUUGCACAUGCCACUGAUAAUGUUUUAUGUCAUGAAGAUAACCAUGUUAGUGUCAGUGGAACCUUCUCUACUGCUUUAACACAAGUCACUGAUGAUUCGGAACCUCGCAAAAGAAGUCAGAAGCGAAAAAGAAAGCACUCGAUUUCUCGGGAUCUAGAGAGUUUGGAAAAGAACAAAGAAGUAGAGGCAGAUUGUGACCCAACUGGACUCUGUAUGGAUGAUGAGAAUCUAAAUGAUGUAAGAGCUCCAUCUGAAAUGUCUUCAUUUGAAAAGAAAAAGCGGCUUAAGGAGAAAAAAAAGGUGGAGUCCCAGUCCGGUCACGAUGAUCCUCCUAAUGCGAAGUCCGACAAUGAAGAAGAUAAAGAUACAAAGAAGAAAAAGAAAAAAAAGGAUAAGCCUAAAAAGAGGGAAAUAAAUGAACAAGAGACUCAUGAUAACCUAAAAGAAAAAGUACAGAUUGGUGAAAAUGGCAAGAGGCCAGCAAGAGCUACCAAACAAGAGGAGACUAAUCAAGAUGUGGUAUUGGUGUCAGUGAAAGAAGGAAACUGUGAUGAAAUAGAAAUCGAUACAGCAAGAAGAAAAGCUUUGCAAGAGGAGAUUGACAGAGAGUCCGGUAACACCAAGGCCGCGAAGCUUGGGCAAUGGAAUACUGCUUCUUUUCAAUCUUCAGACCAGCAAGCCAAGUUUCUAAGACUUAUGGGUGCCUUCAAGAAAGGAAACCAGGUGGCCUUCACACCACCUUCAAACAGUGAAAAGGCAAACAUGGCUCUUGGCAAAGAGGAAGAGAAGGUUUUAGAGAGGAACCUGGAAGCUGAAUUUGACAAAGCCCUUAGCUGGAAGAGGAACAGCGGUAUUGGGUUAGGGUUUCAGCCUGUGCAGAAUAAAAAAUUUUAUAUAGACAAAAGCGCAUCUAGAUCUGUUAAGUUUGAGUGAUAGGUUCAUUGGCAGUGAAAUAGCUCCGAUGUUCAAUGUAUCGGCUGUCCAGCCAAUGCAAGUGUCAGGGUUGCAGGUUCUAUCCCUGGCAGAGACAUCUUAACUCUUCUUCGGUCCAAGGCAGAAGGAAAAUAACUAAUAAGUUGGCUAAUGUAAGAUGUAUGAAUCAGCUGUAUUGAAGUGCAUUCAAAUUAUGUUUGGUAAGCAGAUGCCAUGGACCUAGAUUGUAAUUUUAUGUAUGGAAAAGAAACGGCAAAUGUUGCCACGUCUCCUGCAGCACUCCUGGGGUUUGGGUGCAAAGGCAUUUGGAAAUGAAUCGCAAAACAACAAAAUAGUGACAUUUUAAAUGUGAAUUGAAAAGUGUCAAAGUAAAAUGCCGCUCCGAAAUAAACAUCAUUCCGAUCUUUCACAGGCUUGUUAUCGAGCUUGUCUUCAUCUUAAGUAAUGCUCAAAAUUUAUAGCAUCAUGUUUUGGACAACAAUAGCACAAAUCCAAAUCCUUCCAUCCUGUAUUGUUCUUUUGUAAGUUAAAUUUGUAUUUUAACUCCAUAAUUGGGAUUUUUAAACUGAAUGCUUAUGUUUUUUGUUUGUGAUAAUUAAAAUAAUAAUUUCAUACACAUAUUGCAUUGUAGAAGCAUGUACUGGGGCAUUGUGAGUGACUGUGUUCACCAUUUUCUUUACAUGAUAAUAGUUUACACCUCUAUGACAAAGCCAGUGAUCAAUCUAUAUAACUAAUAUGGAUAACAGAAGCUGGUAUAGAGCUUCGU